UGACUCAUCCCACUGGGUAUAUGAUUUCUCAAAUUUUAAUGUAAAAACAGCUCCACUAUAAUGCCCUCAAUUAGAUAAAUUAAGUUGUAUGUAUUAAACUCAACGGGCACUCGAGUAACAGACCAACUUUAUGACAGCCAUGUCUACAGCCAAUGAAAGCGUCUCUUAUCCUUUCACGCCCCUCCCACAUAGGUGCAACAGCCAAUCAGAGGAUCGGUAUGGUUUUUAAAUCCAUCACGCUCUCACUGCUCUGCUCCGAGGUGGAGUGGACUGAUGGGCUUUGUGGCACAAACUGUGAAGUAAACUGCGAAAAAUUGGAUAUAAUUCUGGGAUUUGACAUGGCUAAAGGUAAUCUUACUCACUUAUUGUCUUUAUGUUAAAUACGGAACAUCAUGUUAGUUAGUUUUCAUGUAUGUUAGUCGACAGACGAGGUUAACCGGGUAAAUAAUGGAGCAGAUGAGCUUCAAUAGACGCAGCGCAUGUUGAUAAAUAAAUGAAACCCACCGGUUACUAUGGGUUUAGGAGUAAUGUGUGAACAAGAAAGUGAUUUAUUUAUUUUUAUCAAUGUUUAUGUAGGAAAGAAAACUGUUUUGAGAAUCGACAUAAAGCCCGAGGACGGCGUUGAGAAUAAAGUCAGCUCACGGAAGGAGACAAAGGAAAACAAACCAAACACUAACAAGGUAAGCUUGGCUGUUUAAAACCACAGAUAAAUACUCACAAAGUAAACUGGGAAACAAGUUUUUGUCAGAGUAUGUGUAAAUGCAUCAUCACCCAAAAGGAAGCAGCUCUUCGUCUGAACAGACAGUGACCUUUGACACUCCGCAAACCCUGUUUUUACUCAACUUUAGACCCAAAACUGUGUAUUUUAAGUGUCAAAAUAGCCAUUUAGAGCCAUAGCUCUGAAUCAUUAGGAGCACAUACAUCUACAAAUUGUAAGGUUGAUUUAAAAUGAGCUUUAAAUGAAGGAAGCACUGCAAUAAAAAAAAGACAAUAUCUAAAAGCUCUGACUGGACUCCUCAACAUAAUGUUUAUUCAUCAUGCCAUCCUAUUAUCAUUAUUAUUAUGGCACAAACACCACUGAAUAAGGAAAAAUCUGUUACCAAGGAGAUGCUUACAAAUCCCAUCUAGAGUCAAAACAAAUUCUUCAUCAGCCAGCAGCCUGUUUGCUGUAUUUUCCUCUGGAUUUAAUGGGGUUUUUCAGGAAACUGCCUGAUUUUUACCUACAAAAAGCAGUGCAACAAGAAUCGCUGAACUCUAAAUGUGGGGUAUCUUUAAUUCACAUGAUGUAUGCGGGUGGAAGCUGAGAGCGAUAUACAGUAGUGAUGAGCACAGCAGUUCUUUUAGGUGUACUGAAUCACUAGAAUCAGUUCACAUAAAAGAUUAGGUUUAGGUUUGCCCACAAAAAUGAUUCCAGAGAGGGCAGUUCAAUGUGUGAUUUGUUUACCAAGUGAUUCAGUCGUCGGUGCAUACUGUCCCUUGUUCCCUGGCUGCUUGCCUGGCAAUGCUGCGUGCCAUACCAGCUGUGCCGCUGACAGCUUAACUGAAGUGAGAAGCGAACAAAUCAUUUGAGGAAGGGAUUCGGUUCAGUACGUUCAAUUACAAGAUUCGGUUCUCUUAAACGAAUCGUUCGCAAACGACACAACACUAAUAUCCAGGACUCUGCACAUUGUCUCAUGGAAUUGGGUUUUCAUUUUACUCAUCAUCAUCCUUUUUUGACAUUGGUCGAUUAUUUCUGCAGGACUGUGUAGGAACAUUGCAGUCAAUUUCCCAGAGCUUAAGGACCCAAGGCAAACCAAGAUCCCCGUUAAGCGACAGUUCAAGCAUGCUGAUCCAGGAUGGGAAUGAAUCUGAUACAACUCAUCCGGGCAUGUCAAAACUAAAAAAAGGUGAGAAUGAUUUUCAUUUUUAUACCUUUUUUGUCUCUGAAAUACAGAAACAUUUCCUAACUCUGCCUUUUAUUUUCAUUAUUUUUGUCUUCUUCAUCUAGAUGUCCCUCAUGAAACAAACUCUGAGAGUUGUGAGUUCAAAGAGCAAAAUGUGGAAACAGCUCUGCACUGUCAUGGGAUCAGAGAACCAGUCACUGAUCAAUCGGAGCAGAAAGAGUCCACGGUUCACACAAAUGUCAGACCUGCAGCCGUCAGCAAAGUUACAGCAUCCAAACAUCGGAGUAGAGGUCGCAAACCUGGAGCAAAAAAGUGAGUUAGCUGCCUCUGUUGCACUGAGCUGAAUCGCAUAAAGAUGUCCGAUUAUUAUUUAUUUAUCAAAAACUUACAGUUGAUUCCUACUUUUCAGGACAGAGAAUAAAGCUCCCCAAAACAGAAAAGUCACAGACUAUUUUCCCAUCAGACGAAGUAACAGAAAGACUGAGGCAGAACUCAAGGUUUGAAUCCAAAUGGUCUCUUGUGUUGUGAUUUUGAGAGUUAUUUCAUAAUGCUACACAGAAUAUUUGUUUACGUGUUUCUGCAGAUUUUUUUUUUUAAAUGAAAGCAUUUCUAUGAGCAGUGUGCACUAUUGCAUGACCAGAGUUUGACCCACUUACUGAAACUGUCAACAGGAUGAAGAACACAGACACAUUGAUGACCUGAUAAAGAAAGGCAUUGAGGAGGGAAUGCAGGUAAUAUUCAACGGUUCAACAACAGCUUGUGCUACAUUCAGGCCAAAUACUUGCAGCUGUAUUUUUUUUUUUACCAUUUUGUUACUUGUAUUUUUAUUGUUUUCAAAUCUGAUAAUUGUUAAAAUAUAUUUUAUAGGUUUUAUCGAUAUUUUAUGUGUUUCUCAAACGAAUGCAGUAUACGUUCUGUAGUUAAUGGUCGUAAAUUUGUAGUUGAUAAAUGUCAUGAACCACAUUGUUUUAAAAAUUGCUGUUUAUUGUUUUUUAAUGGACAGGUCAAACACAUAGAAGGCAAAGGAAGAGGGAUAUUUGCCACCAGUGGCUUCAGAAGAGGAGAGUUUGUGGUUGAGUAUCACGGGGACCUGCUGGAACUAGAAGAGGCUAAAGAGAGAGAGGCGCUGUACACUCAGGAUCCCCAAACAGGCUGCUACAUGUACUACUUCCAGUAUCAAGCUAAAACCUAUUGGUAAGUUGAACAGUUAUGUCUAAUUGUGUUUAUAUAUGUUCUCACGAGUUAUGACUGCAUCCCACAUGCAUGAGCAAACUUGGAUAUGCAGAAUCAGUGUGUGAAAUCAAUUUGUUUUGGCGCCCUGAUGGCUGAGCGGUUAAAUCACACUCAUAUGCACUUGAGGUAUUACAUGUUGUUGACUCCUGUGUUGUCGAUCGAAGGUACAGCAUGUAGGAAAUGGAAUCAGCUGUAAAAAUACUCUAAAUUCUUAAUCAUGCUUCCCUUUUUUGUGAAACAGCUGCAUCUAUUUUAGUUGUAAUGAUGCCGACCACAGAGUUUUAUCACCACAGGAGAAAAAAGCAUGAAUUCUCCACAUUUAAAGUCUGCUAUUUUAAAAAAAAAAAAAUCAGUGGUUUCAUAAAGAUUUCAGUUGACAUGAAUCCUUCAAAUUUUCUAGACAUUGACUUCCCAUGUAUACAGGAGUUGUGCAUUAGUUAGGAAUGCACAAUACCAGAUUAUUGCCAGUUGAUAUUCAGAUAUUUUCAAACUCAUUUUGUUUCAAACCAAUAUUAAUACAGAUAUAUAUAUAUAUAUACAAAAUGUUUUUCAGGUCUCUUAGAAUUGAAUCAACCUGUUACUCUUAAUGUGACAACCUAUUUGUCUUGGAAACUGACAGAAAACAUGACAUUUUACUCUACUGUGAAUAUAUUCCUUUACUCAUGUGUCUGCUGGUUGUUCAUGACCCCUUAAAAUACUUCCAGUCAUGUGGAAUGUAUUCCAUACGGUCAUGUCUGCACACGCAUGCCGUCACUGCAUGCACAUAUCUAACAAAUCACUUUUUUCUGCUUUUUCUUAGAUCAGCAGAAAUUUGAACAAGCUGCCCACUCUGAUACCAUGUCAGUAAUAUUGUGCAUUCCUCCUAUUAGUGAGGCAUUAAUCUGUAUUUAUAUUUUUUUAACAGUGUGGAUGCUACAAAAGAAACGAGUCGUCUUGGGAGACUGAUCAACCACAGUAAAAAUGGAAACUGUCAGACUAAGCUUCACCCCAUCGAUGGGAUCCCUCAUCUGAUCCUGGUGGCCUCCAGAGACAUCAAAGCAGAGGAGGAGCUGCUCUACGACUAUGGUGAUCGGAGUAAAGACGCAAUCUCAGCUCACCCUUGGCUCAAAUACUGACUCUCCUCCUGAAGUGCUCAUAUGUCAGAUGAAUUGGUGCUUUCUGCUUUGUGUAAAAGAUGUUACAGCUUAAGAGUCGACAUGCUUUUUUUUAUAUUAAAAAAACGUUUUUGUUUUAGAAUAAGGCUAAAACUUUGACUCUGCAAAGACAUGCAACAGCAUUUUUUAAUUAUGUUUUUUAUAUAUCUUUUUUUAAUAAUCACAUUGAAGCAGACUGAUGAAGGCUUGAAAAGCAGAGUCUCCUCGAAAAGACAUAAUGUAAUUGACAAUUCAGUUUCGCUUUUGUAAAUUAUUUGGUGUGCUGUAAAUUGAUGAAUAAACAAUGCUGAGUGUUCUUUGCAGUUGCAGUGAGUCCUGAUGUGGAAAA
This is a messenger RNA of Xyrichtys novacula (pearly razorfish), 4598 nucleotides long. NCBI's taxonomy places the organism in Eukaryota, Metazoa, Chordata, Actinopteri, Labriformes, Labridae. The record is from the annotation of a GenBank genome assembly.